Messenger RNA from Vairimorpha ceranae, 540 nucleotides. Its product is annotated as e3 ubiquitin-protein ligase. The record is from RefSeq and is a predicted model, not a curated record. The transcript has a single exon. The coding region runs from base 1 to 540 and encodes 179 amino acids. Lineage: Eukaryota; Fungi; Microsporidia; Nosematidae.
AUGGACGGCUUAGGGAGUUCUGUCGAAGAUGUUUUUAUAUCUCCAAAUCUACACAAUUCUCCUAGUUCUGCAUUAAGAAUUGCUUACAUUAUAGAAUUAUUAUAUAGAUUAACACAAACAUGUUUGGUAUUAUUUGCUAUCUACAUUAGAGGCAAAGUCUCUCUAAAUCAUCCUCUUAAAAAAUUUUUAGUCUUAUAUCUCGGCUUAAAUAGUGCUCGCACUUUAAGUUUAGGAUCAAGAAUUAAAUCUAAAAUAAUGGCAGAAAUAACUUCAAGAUACAGAGAACCUUCAGGAUUUGAUACAUAUGAAAGCUUAAUAGAGAUGUUUUUAUUUGUUUUAUACUUUAGAGGUUUAGACUAUUUAGAAAUAUGCGAGAAAUGUAAUAUUACAGAACCUUUAUUAUUUUAUCUUACAAAAAGCAUUGUUAUAUUAGAAAUAGCACUAUUUAUUUUGCCAUUAUUAAUGAUUUUUUUGUAUAUUAUGAUUUUAGCACAUAGAGCUGAGUUACUUACUUUAGAAGAUAUUUCAGAUAUACCAUAA